CAAUACAUAUAUAGGUUUUCUUUUUUCUUUCGUAACGAAUUUCUUCCUUUCUCAUCGAUCAUUAGUCUCUGUCUCUAUAGUUUCAUCUCAUUUCGGGCAUCACAUUGUUCGUGUUAAUCAUGGCCUCAACUCCUCAACAGCCUUCAAAUGGCUUCAGAGAAGAGCGAGACACAUUUGGGCCAAUUCAAGUUCCUGCUGAUAAGCUGUGGGGCGCGCAAACUCAAAGAUCAUUGCAGAAUUUUGAAAUUGGCGGGGAGCGCGAGCGGAUGCCGGAGCCAAUAAUUCGUGCCUUCGGCGUCCUCAAGAAAUGUGCGGCAAAGGUGAACAUGGAAUACGGGCUUGAUCCAGCCAUUGGUAAGGCCAUCAUGCAGGCUGCACAAGAAGUGGCGGAUGGAAUGCUAAAUGAACAUUUUCCACUCGUCAUUUGGCAGACUGGUAGUGGUACUCAAAGCAACAUGAAUGCUAACGAGGUUAUUGCCAAUAGAGCUGCUGAAAUCCUUGGCCAUAAGCGUGGUGAGAAGUAUGUGCACCCAAAUGACCAUGUUAAUAGAUCACAAUCUUCCAAUGACACUUUUCCAACUGUGAUGCACAUAGCAUCUGCAAUGGAAAUAAACUCAAGAUUGUUGCCAAAUUUGAAGACUUUGUAUGCUACUGUACAUACAAAGUCUAUUGAAUUCAAGGAUAUCGUUAAGAUUGGGCGUACUCAUACUCAAGAUGCAACCCCAUUGACGCUUGGUCAAGAGUUUAGUGGCUAUAGCACCCAAUUGCAAUAUGGAAUUGAUCGUGUCACUUGCACUCUACCCCGCAUGUAUCAGCUUGCUCAAGGUGGAACCGCAGUUGGAACUGGCUUGAACACCAAGAAAGGGUUUGAUGCAAAGAUUGCUCAAGCUGUAGCUGAAGAAACUAGACUACCAUUUGUUACAGCAGAGAACAAAUUUGAAGCUCUGGCUGCACAUGAUGCUUUUGUUGAAUGUAGUGGAGCUCUCAACACCAUUGCUACUUCAUUGAUGAAGAUUGCCAAUGAUAUACGCUUCCUAGGAAGCGGUCCAAGAUGUGGGCUUGGCGAACUUACUCUUCCAGAAAAUGAGCCUGGUAGCAGUAUCAUGCCGGGGAAGGUUAAUCCCACUCAAUGUGAGGCACUUACUAUGGUCUGUGCUCAGGUUAUGGGGAACCAUGUGGCCUUAACUGUUGGUGGAUCAAAUGGCCACUUUGAGUUGAAUGUAUUCAAGCCUAUGAUUGCUAGUAACCUCCUUCAUUCGGUAAGAUUGCUUGGAGAUGCAUCUGCUUCGUUUGAAAAGAACUGCGUGAAGGGAAUUCAAGUCUACGUUUGUCGUUCUGGAUCGGCUGCUGAUUCCCAGAUUGUUUCUGACUAUGUACGAUACUUCUUGCAUCAACACACAAUACAACUGGGACAGCCUGCAACAGUGAAAGUUGCUGCAAACCUUGUCCGAUUAAUAUCUUAUGGCAAUAAGAACAUGCUACAAACUGGUCUCAUUAUUGGUGGAUGGGACAAGUAUGAAGGCGGGAAAAUUUAUGGAGUUCCUCUUGGUGGAACAUUGGUAGAGGCACCCUUUGCUAUUGGAGGAUCUGGCUCCAGUUACUUAUAUGGGUUCUUUGAUCAAGUUUGGAAAGAAGGCAUGACCAAAGAGGAAGCUGAGCAAUUAGUGGUGAAGGCAGUUUCCCUUGCCAUAGCAAGAGAUGGCGCAAGCGGUGGUGUCGUUCGCACUGUAGUUAUCAACUCUGAUGGAGUGACGAGAAACUUCUACCCUGGUGACACUCUACCUCUGUGGCAUGAAGAGUUGGAGGCACAGAACUCGUUACUGGAUAUACUCAAUGCACAAGGACAAAGCCCUGAGCCAAUGAACAUCUGAAGGAAGGUAUGACGUUGGUAGAUGCUGUUGGCAUUUCGUAGUUAUGCCCGAAAACCCCUUUCAGUAUCAGUUGGUUUGGUUCUAUGUACUCCUUCCAUUUCUAAAAAAGGUUCUGGGUUUAUGAAUAUCCUGAUGAGCUGCUGCAUUUGUAAUGUACUGUUUUGGCUCUUUUACGGUUGUUAGUGAAUUACUUCAGAUCUUCUGUUUUACUCUGUUGGAUUGAUUUACUUCAUCCCUCGUCACAUCCAACUGUUAACCAUAUAAGAAAUGGUCCUUCAACAUUGGCCCUGGUAUCCGGUGCUUGCAACACCAUCUGUAAAGACGUCCUUACAGCGUCCGCUGCAGUCCUCUCGGGCGCUAGGUAGUUGAUAUAAUCGGUUUGGUACAUCAAUAUGGCGUAUAUGAACACACUUCAUUUACUGUAAGAUGAUGUGCAAGUCUUAUAGUUUAUGAGCAUGUUUGCUGUUCUGUGACACCUUCGAAUGGUGUUUUCUCUAUGUGGCGGUGUUGAAUUUCCUGUGGCCUCGAGAUCACUGAUCGAAUGACCUGCAUGCAAUGUCAUUUCUCUGUCUAAUCUAGAAUUGUCUUCGAUUGAUUUUUGUUAACCACCAUAUCGAUGGUGACGUGUAUGUGA
Messenger RNA from Linum tenue, 2505 nucleotides. The record is from the annotation of a GenBank genome assembly. NCBI's taxonomy places the organism in Eukaryota, Viridiplantae, Streptophyta, Magnoliopsida, Malpighiales, Linaceae.